AUGUCCGAAUACGACAAGAAACACCAGCCAGACCCCUAUACCGAAGAACGAAUCUUUCCAGCCACCACUGCCGACUUAGACGCCAGCUAUGAAGCAUACAAAAGUCAUGAGGGUUCACCCAUCGACCCAGCAGAAGCNAAAAGAGUACUGCGAAAGAUCGACAUGCGUAUCGUUCCCAUCCUCUUCGUCGUCUAUCUCCUCCAAUACCUCGACAAAAACUCCUUGAACUUUGCCGCUGCGUAUGGCUUUCAGAAGGGCACACAUCUGCACAAGCAACAGUAUUCUUGGUUGGGAUCUGUCUUCUACUUUGGAUAUCUGUGGGCGCAAUUUCCAGCAGGAUGGUUGUUGCAGAAGUUGCCUAUUGCCAAGUUUCUUGGUACGACGACUAUUAUCUGGGGUAUCAUUCUCAUCACCACACCAGCAUGCACCAAUUUCGCAGGCGUAGCAACGAAUCGCUUCCUACUGGGCACCUUUGAAGCUGUGGUGAAUCCUGGCUUUGUGCUCAUUAUGGGUAAGGACAACCACUUCUAUCACUGUCCGACUCAUUCUGAUCAUUUUCAACANGGCAUGUGGUGGACUGCCGCCGAACAACCCCUUCGUCUCGAAGCAUACUACUGCACCAACGGCAUUGCAACCAUGGUCGGUGGCCUCCUCGGUUACGCAAUCGGACACAUAACCACCGGCUCCCUCUCUCGCUGGAUGUAUGUGUUCCUCAUCUUCGGCAGUGUCAGCAUCGUCUGGGGUGUUGUGGUACUCGUCUUCAUGCCCGACCUUCCCUCAACUGCAAAAUUCUUGACCGAGAGGGAGAGAUAUGUCGCGGUAGAGAGGGUGGCUAACAACAGGCAAGGAGUCAAGAACAGCCAUUUCAAGAAGUACCAGUUGGUGCAGACGUUACAAGAUCCCAAGACUUGGGUUUUGUUCGUUAUGGCUGUGGGUGCUCAGGUGCCUAAUUCUGCUCUUACGAGUGUAAGUGAUUACUUCCAGGUUUCCAGAAGAGAUGGAAGAAGAGUGGAAAUUGACAAGAUAUCAUCCAGNUUCACUUCCAUUAUCGUUUCCUCCUUCGGCUUCGACACCCUCGGCACCCAGUACUUGCAAAUCCCGGGCGGCUUCAUUCAAUUCGCUGCUCUGCUUGGUGGAGGCUUCGUCUGCUCGCGUUUCCCAAACUCUCGCUGCAUCGUCAUGAUCACCGCAAACUGCAUCUGUAUCAUCGGAGCUGCAAUGCUGGUUGGCCUACCUGCCACCAACAAAUGGGGUAGAUUGGUUGCAUUGUGGUUGUGCUAUUUCCAGGGUCUAGGGUUUAGUAUGAGCUUGACCAUGGUGAGCAGUAAUGUAGCCGGAUACACGAAGAAACAGUGUACGGGUACGAUAUUGUUUGUGGGAUAUUGUGUGGGCAAUAUUAUUGGUAAGAUCCUCCAACUCAUCUUCGACCUUUUGCCAGUCUCGGAUGUCUUGAGCAACGGACAUUGGCUAACAAAAACACACNNAGGACCCCAAACCUUCAGAGACAGCGAGAAACCCGGCUACCACAGCGCUUACAUAGCCAUGUUGGUAGGCUAUGUGGUUAAGCUGGGUAUGGUUGUCGUUCUGUACAUCUACAUGUACACAGCAAACAAGAAACGCGAUCGCGAGGCUGGAAACAUGUCUGCAGAGGAAGAAAGACUGGCAAUCGAGCAGGGCAUGCAAGAUCAGACUGAACUCGACAAUAAAGGAUUCAGGUAUACACUAUAG
Molecule: messenger RNA, 1728 nt
Organism: Aureobasidium musti
Lineage: Eukaryota; Fungi; Ascomycota; Dothideomycetes; Dothideales; Saccotheciaceae
Source: the annotation of a GenBank genome assembly